CUUUCAUCUCUUUCUUCUCUUGCGUCUCUACUCUUUCUCAUUCAUGCAUUCAUAGCUUUGAACAGCAAUAACAAGCAAAUAUGGACCCGGCAGAACAGAGGGCAAAUGCAGUUGCCAUGCUUCGACGCGCCGCGUCACUUCCCCGCAUGAAGGACGGCCGGAGACCUCCCAUGCACGGCGAGGCCGGUGGUGUCAGCGAAGGCGAGCGAAGUCAUAGCAGGGAAAAGACAGAUAUCGGCUCAAGGGACGAACAGAAACCAGUCGAGCUAGCUACCUCAGUCGCGCCAGCAACGUCCUUAGAACCAGAGUCUGCCCGCGAUCCAGAGCCCGUCGCGGCCACAGCAGACGAGAAAGAUGGAGACGAUGCGACCGAUGCCGCGCAGGAGAUAUCAGAACCAGAGAGACCGACGUCGACGACGCCUGAUAAACCUUCCAAACGACGUUCCCGCUCCCGGUCGCGUUCGCGCGGCUCAAGGGACAUGCGUGCCAAAAUGCGUCAACUCGAGAUCGCAUCCCAAGCAGAGGCGUCAACAUCAUCAGUAGCAGGUGCCAUCCCGGGCAUGGAGGACAUACCACCGAUUAGCUCGCCUUCGCCCCAGCUGACCUCUCCGCAGGCGUAUCUCAUGCAACUCCAAAUGGCUGCAGCCGCCGCUCAAGCACCCCAACUCCUCUCUCCGCUCUCUCCAUUCGGCUAUGCCGCCGCCUUACCAGCGGGAGGCGCUGGCAUGGCGGGGAUGCCAAGCCUUCAGGCACUACAGACACGGCAUUUACAAGGGUUGUUCCGAUCAAACAGUGCCGCGGCGCGCUUAAACGCAUUGAAGAAGCUCACUGGUGAAGUUGAUACAGAAUCUGGUCCUGCAUCGGCUUCACCCGCUCCCGGUCCAAGCCCUAGUCCUAGCCCAGGGCCUGUCAAACGAGGGCUCACGCGGAAUAACACUGUUGCAGGUGAAGAACGUGUUGCUGCGCGCCAGCAAUUACUCCGCAGACUGAAUGAAGGGAUACGAGAACGCGGAGACAUCGACUUAACAUCGACUUCGGGCACCGAAGAUGCCUCAUCUGGUACGCAAACCCCGAAGAGUAGGAGAAGACGCUCUCGCAGGAAGAGUGGAUCUGCUGUUGUCGAUGACCGGGAUGGAACGAACGCAGCCAGUGUACUCGCACUAAAAGAAGUGUGGCCUCCACUCAUUCCACCUCCUGCCUCCCGUACACCAAGUGUGCCACCUGAACGACAACAGGUUACGCCAAGUCCUGGCCCGCCGUCUGCACCACGAAGUCAGACGUCUACACCAUUAUUCCAGAUACGCCAAUACGAUUCGCCCAUGGCAGACCGCGGACCAGUCGUAGAAGAGGAAGACGACGAUCCUCUUCCUACACCUCCACGGGUCUCUCGUCAACCAAUCCCGGGCGCUUCAGCAACCACGACUGCUUCUGUAUCUUCGUCGUCUGGUGACGCGGGCAGUGCACCAGGUGAUAGGGUCCCAGUGGUAUUAAGUGACCCCUCCCAGCGAAGUCCGUUUCGCCAGGACGUCUUCCCGAAAAGCCCCUUUGAACGACCACGGGAAGAGCCCGAUGAAGAACAGGAACGUGUGUUAUAUGGCGGGGAUACUACCCGUGCACGAAACAAGGCAGCGGACGACUUAUUGGAACGUGAGAUUAGUUGGGUUGCAGAACCAGUACCGACUGUCGCGGAUAACGCAUUUGAGGGGAGCGAAAGGGAGAUCAGCUGGAAUGCGGAAGCAGUUCCUGAAGUAGCUCAUUUCAACAGAAAGGUUGACCGCGACGUUAGCUGGGUCGAGCAAGGCACUCUGGAUAGCAGAAUGCCGGUUUAUGAUGAAGACGAGGAUGAUGAGAACGAUGACGAGGUGAAGGCAUCUCCGGCCGUCGCUGCUCAGUCGACUUCCCGUCAGCAAUCUGCUCGACCUUCACCACGAACAGCUGGUGAAUCUCAGGAACUUCUUAUAGACCUGGAGACGACACCAGACCAUACACCCUCAGAUCUUUCGACCAAGUCCAAGCAUUCCACUGCAUCCACUGCGACGAGGGCCGACAACACGCGUGAAAGCAACGUCUCUGACAUGUCUGUCAUCUCUGCACAUCGUUUAGAUACCUCAUCCCCGCUCGAUCGCACGCACUCACAAGCAGACUCGAUCGUUGCAGGCUGGCACGAUUUUCCAAAUGUGUCAACAGACACAAGUGCUCCUCCAUUGACGUCAAAGCGCUCUGCAGAUAGUACAGGAGGAGGGACGAGCACGUGGAGUAAAAUGAAGCAAACAUUCGCGCGGAGUGGUUCUAGUCUCGGCCGGCGUUCACGUACAAAUAGUAUCGCACGCGAGAAGCGCGGAGAUACAGAGUCCAGCCGUGAAAGUGGUGCUAGCCUUAUCAGUGGGAAACGCGAAUCAAAGGGUGAUGGUCAGUGGCAACAACAGCAGCAAGGAGGACAAACGCAGGCGCAUGGAGGACAAGGACAACGGGCUCCGUCACCUGGAGCACCUGGUAUGAUGCUCGCGCCGCUCCCCCCACCUCGUACAGGUGUCUCACCGAUUCCGCCGCCCUCGGAUUCAGAUGCAACGAAGUACCGUAAUCCGAAGCUUUUCCCCUUCCCUGGUGUCGUAAAACUUCAAGAAGAGGCAUUGCGAAGUAAGGCUGCAGGCGCCAACGUGGGACUAUCUGCGUCCUCGCCUGAUAUUUCUAUGCAGACAGGUGUGGGUGCAGAUGGUAGCCUUCUUAUGCGUAGUGCGAACUCGAGUGUAUCGAGUCAGCAUAUGGAGGUCGCUGUGCGCGAUAGGAAGUUAUCUCAUCAGGCGUCGGAUAGCCAAUUGCUAAGUAGAUAUCAGCUUAUGCCUGGGCCUGGUACGAUUUCAGGCGCGCCAUCUUCGGGUGGCGCUCAGAUCGAUUACUUCGCUAUCCCACAGCCACCUCCGUCUUCGAACGUUUCAAGUACUCUGCCCUUUACGAGAGAAGGCGUGAAGAAAUGGCUCAAUGCGCGUCUUUUCCCAAGUAAUUCCCAGCAGGGCGGGCAUGCCCCGACGCCAUCGCCAGGCAUCAAACCGCGUGCGGAGACGGUGAAGAAGCCGUCACUUUCUGACUUGUUGGGCCGAAGUGGGAAUAUCAGUGACUUGGAAGAUAUCGAUAAAACUCGUGCUGCGACAAGUGCGAGUACGAGCACCGUGGUAGCACAGUCGUCUUCUGCGAAUACGUCGCGAGAAGGAGAGAUACAGGAGUCAUCGCCUGAUGACCCAAUGCAGGCGUAUCAAUUUGCGAAUGCUUUCCCACAUGCACCUGAACCAGAUACAGAUGCUGUUGUCGACGCUUACGACCCACACGAGCCGCACGAAUCGCGUCAUUUAUCCGCCCCUUUAUCGUCUUCACAUGACCCAUCGUCUGCAACGCCCGAUCCCGCCUCUUCAGAGGAAUCUCCUUCGCAUUCUUCACAGCGUUCUGCGUCGUCACUGGAUUCUCUGUUCAUGCCGGAGGAAACACCCCCGGAAGCGACGCCGCAAGCUGUGGAUAUCCUACAACGGCUCGACCAAGUCUUACAUGCGGAUUAUCAUAAUCGACUCUGGUCAUCUGCACUCAACUCUCCUCCACGGAGGUUACUCCUAUCUUCACCAAUGCUACAGGUCGCAAACUGCAAUACAGUCAAAGAUCGGUUCUUAUUCCUCUUCACUGAUUUACUCGUCAUUGCGAAGCCUAUGCUUCCUGACCGAGAUUCGCUCGUCGAUCCACAGAAGGUAUACCCUCCUGAUAGGAAGUUCUUCAUCAAGAACGUCGUGCAUCUGAAGGAUAUCAAACUUAACGUUGAUCGGGAGGAGGACACACGUCGACCGACGAGUGCGCUUAUUUCACAACGACCCGAGUUCAUUCGGAAAUUUGUACAGGAGUUUGCGGAGGAUCCCGAUCCAGCUGUGUCGAAGUUAGUUGACUUACGCGACCCAAAGGGGCAUAUUACGUUGGGACGGCUCUUGGUCCAGCUUCCGGAAAUCGACCGUGCGAAGUUGGGAGAGUACCUUUCUAGACGUACGUCUAAAGUCGUCUUGAAAGCUUAUCUCGAUGCGUUCGGGUUCACUGGGAUCAACAUCGAAGCGGCGUUACGCAUUUUCCUACUUUCGAUACAUAUUCCUUCUGGUUCGGGCCACGCGAACACACUUGAGACGUUACUCGAUAUGUUCGCUGGACGGUGGUAUGAGGCAAACGCAGGGAUUGUUGCGUUUGAUAGAGACUUAGCUCUACGACUUGUACGAGCGAUCGUCCGACUGAACGAGGCUCUCCACGCUGCUAUAUCGCAUGACUUGAGCUCUCUGCAUUACAGUCGACCGCACGUCACCGCACGCGAUUUCACCGAGGCUUUCAGAAGGCAUGAUCCAAGACUACUUGUCCCUGAUAGUACACUGGAGAAGAUCUAUACUUCUGUACGCCACGAGAAACUAUGUCAAGCUCGAAACCCGACGAACGGUCGUGCGCCCUUACCAAUCUCCUUAAAACGUCCUGUCCCAUCACGUGUAACCUACCGUCGACAAUCCGAACCUAUCGUCGUUCGUAUCCCACAAAUUGAUCCUCUUCUAACAAUUCAGCUCUUCGGACAAGACCUAACGUUCGACCCACCCGUCUUAACGUUCGCGAAAUCAACAGAGUCCUCCUUCCGCGUAACGGGCUCUGCAUUUGGUUCCAAAACGAUGGUAAUGUCAUGUGCAGGCCCCAACGCACCGAAUUACAGCGGGAUGCCACUCAGCACGAACAUAGCAGUCGAACGUGCCUUCAUGCGUAACACUUUCCAAUUAGCGUUCAUCGACGUCCAGGGGAAGAAACGGAAAUAUAUGUUUAGCGUGGACGAUCCUGUUAUCCGACAUGAAUGGACUGGGUCUUUGAAAAGGCAGAUUGAGGCUGCGAGGAUUGGUUCGGCGCCUGGGUUGGAGACACCUCCUCCUGGGACCGGGAGCGCACAGAUGCAGGUGUAUCGGGCUGCGGAGUUGUUGUCGUUUAGUGUCUUGCAGGAUACGUUACUCGCUCAAGCUCAAGACGCGAAUAAUACUGGUGGUGGUGGUGCUGUGGGUUCGGUGAAUGGAACUGUGAGGAGGACGCCGAAGCAGGGAUGGGUAUCUCCUUUUGCAGGCGCAGAUACGGCGCGAGAACAAGAGAAUAUGCAUAUGCGUUCACGUUCACGAAGUCAGAUCUAUAGACACGGAGCAGGUCGACACGAAUACGAACCACCACUUAAUGGGAAUACACCUGGUAGUACCCUCCCCGAGGAUCGACCACCAAGCGACCUCGACCUCCUUGGCGACAGCCCAGUUCCCGGACCAACUGUCAGUGCUCCUGAAGCGAACGCACGUCUGUGGACAGGAGCAGAGUUAGAACUCGUGUGUCAGCAGAACAGCGCGAUCGCACUUGUGUUGAGCUUUUUGCAGGCGGCGUUGCCGUUUGAUGUUGAAGAGGAUGCUGCCGCGAAUAAUUUGAAUAAUGGUGGGGUUAAUAAUGGGAUGAAUGGACCUGUUGGGAAUGUGUUUGCGCCUCAAUCUGUUCAGCGGAACUUGUCUCAGUCGUCUGCGUAUCAGAUUUGAUUAUUCUCUCGCUCAUAUCUAACUCCCUCAUGCUCCCUCCCCGUCGCUAUUCUUCAUAUGUUCCUUGACUCCAUCUGGAUCUAUAUAAUCCUAUUUCGCUCUCCUGUCCUCAAUAUCCAUAACGUACAUACAUGCAUACAUUACUCUGUUGUUCACGUAUUUACAUGUGUUGCUUGUAGUAGUCUCUUUCUCUUUCUUAGUUUUUACCUGCUCUACUGUCGUCAUUGUCGUUGCACGUAGUCUCCAUGCUCAUGCUGUCUUAUAGUCAACCUCAGUUCAGUUUGCGUAUAUCUUCUGUCCU
Fomitiporia mediterranea MF3/22 is the source of this 5859-nucleotide messenger RNA. RefSeq lists its product as uncharacterized. Gene Ontology annotation, molecular function: guanyl-nucleotide exchange factor activity. The coding region runs from base 81 to 5558 and encodes 1825 amino acids. Gene Ontology annotation, biological process: regulation of ARF protein signal transduction. NCBI's taxonomy places the organism in Eukaryota, Fungi, Basidiomycota, Agaricomycetes, Hymenochaetales, Hymenochaetaceae. The transcript is spliced from 5 exons. The record is from RefSeq and is a predicted model, not a curated record.